AUGUACUCCUCCACCGCCUCCUCCUCAGCAACUCCAAUGGCAGGCCACGACCCAAUACUAGACCACGAAAUCCGGCUCUACACCAACAACAAAGAGCGCGAAAAAUACGACAACAUGGCCGACUUGUACGGCAUCAUUGUCGCUACCGAACACCUCGAGAGGGCGUACAUUAGGGAUGCGAUAUCUGCUCAGGAAUACACACCAGCAUGCCUGAAACUGAUAGCCCAGUACAAGACGGCGCUGAAUCUGGUGGGGGACUGGGUACCCGAUGUCAAUGCGUUCAUCAAGGAGUACCAGUUAUCAUGUCCAGCAGCAACCCGACGCCUCCUCGAAAUCGGCGUCCCCGCCACCAUCGAGCACGCCACGACCGACACCACCGGGUCAGCCGGAUCCGCCAAAUUCGUCGCUGAGACCGUUCAGUCAUUUAUAACCCUAAUGGACUCCCUGAAACUCAACUACGUCGCCGUCGACCAGAUCCACCCACAGCUGUCUGACCUGAUCCAGAGCUUGAAUAAGGUACCCUCGUUGCCGAAAGAUUAUGAGGGGAAGGGGAAGAUUAGGGAUUGGUUGAUUACGUUGAAUAAGAUGAAGGCGUCAGAGGAGAUUGAUGCGGAUCAGGUCCGGCAGUUGCUUUUUGAUUUGGAGAGCGCAUUGACGGAGUUUCAUCGGUCGCUGUCUAAAUGA
Molecule: messenger RNA, 684 nt
Organism: Fimicolochytrium jonesii
Lineage: Eukaryota; Fungi; Chytridiomycota; Chytridiomycetes; Spizellomycetales; Powellomycetaceae
Product: vacuolar protein sorting-associated
Exons: 7
Coding region: 1-684 (227 amino acids)
Biological process (GO): protein transport to vacuole involved in ubiquitin-dependent protein catabolic process via the multivesicular body sorting pathway
Cellular component (GO): ESCRT I complex
Molecular function (GO): protein-containing complex binding
Source: RefSeq, a predicted model, not a curated record